Messenger RNA from Prunus persica (peach), 622 nucleotides. RefSeq lists its product as uncharacterized. Lineage: Eukaryota; Viridiplantae; Streptophyta; Magnoliopsida; Rosales; Rosaceae. The transcript has 3 exons. The record is from RefSeq and is a predicted model, not a curated record. Gene Ontology annotation, molecular function: protein binding. Bases 48 to 470 code for a protein of 140 amino acids.
UUUAGACUUUCGAUGUUUGAAGAUUGCCCCAACUCAAUCUAUUGAACAUGGCUACUGCCUGGGAUAUGUUGGCUGAAAUGCUAAGUCCGUCUCCUGAAGAAGGAAGGCAUAAUAAUAAUGAUGAGAGCGUUGUGAAUGUGAAGCAUGGUUCUUUGUACGAAAGUUUGAAGUCUGGUGAUUGGAAUGCUGCAAAGGAAUAUAUUGAUCGACACCCCGAGUCACUAACACAUAGAGGUUCAUCAAGCGGUGGGACAGCUCUUCACGUGGCAAUCGAGUGGAAGCAGUUACACAUUGUGGAAGAGUUGUUGAAGCUGAUGACAGGAGAGGACUUGGAAAUUGAAGAUGGCGAUGGUUUCACAGCUUUUUUCUAUGCUUUGAUAAGAGGAACGGCCCCAAUAGUUGCCAGCAUGGUAAAAAAGAACGAGAAUUUAGUUACCAAGCGUGUUAUGACCAACGCAGGCGCUAUAUGACUCCAGUUUUAUACGCUUGUGUUUUGGGCAGCUGGAAAAUAGCUCGCUUUCUCUAUUCUCGCACUCCAAUCCAUGUUUUGACUCAAGACAAUAAUGGCCGCCAAGGAGCUGAACUUAUUUCCCAGUGCUUUUUCCAGAGAAAUAAAUUUGGU